CCAAAACAAAAGGAGCAGGAAGCACUGCUCCUUUGAACUUGGGUACGUGAUUUGUGGGAAAGAAGAAGGGUUAGGGUUUUCUUAUUUUGAUUUCGCAUUUAGUUGUCUCAUUCAAGAGAAGAAGCAGCAAAAUGUUCAACGCUGAUACUUCAUUGCCUAAUGCCUCUACCAUCACCACUGAACAGAUUCAAAAGUACUUGGAGGAGAAUAAGGAACUGAUCUUGGCAAUAUUGGAAUAUCAAAAUCUGGGAAAGAUCAAUGAGAUUGCGCAAUGUCAAGCCAAGCUUCAGCAUAACUUGACUUUUCUGGCCAAACUUGCCGAUGUCGCCACACAAGCACAGACACCUUCUCAGGUCUCAUCCCAGCCUACUAUGCAACAGGGGCAAAGCAUGCAGCAACAUCAUGUUGCAAUAUCUCAGCCACAACCAGAUGUAUCAACCUUGAACCCUCCCUUUGAGAUGAAUGAUCAGCAGCAGCAUUUGGCAAUGUCUCUACAUCAACCGGAUAUUUCUGCUUCAAAGUUGCCUCUGCAGAUGAAUGAGCAACACUAUAAGCUGCCACACUUCCUCUACCAACAACAACAACUUAUCCCUGGACCAAUGGGAAGUUUUCCUGGUACUACCAGUGGCCUAUAUCAGGCAUCUCAAACCAGACUUGGUAAUCUGUCAGAUACACCUUCAAGCAAUCAAACUGGUUCAGAUUCUGGUCAUGGCUGGUCUUAG
Messenger RNA from Cajanus cajan (pigeon pea), 722 nucleotides. RefSeq lists its product as uncharacterized. The record is from RefSeq and is a predicted model, not a curated record. Lineage: Eukaryota; Viridiplantae; Streptophyta; Magnoliopsida; Fabales; Fabaceae.